CUGUAGAAUAUGUGAAUGAAAAUUACUUUGUUUUCAGCUACGAAGAUAAAGGCAGAAUUGAAUUUAACAGUGGAAGAAUUACAUGAAUCAUUAGCUAAGAAAGACCGAGAAAUAAUGUCACUUGAAGCAGAGAUCAAAGACCUGAAGGAUAGAGCUGCUGUCAAUGUAGAUAUCUUCCAAAAGAAAUUGGCUGAUCAAGAGAGAAAAUAUCAGGCAGAACUGGAGACGUGGAAGGCUGCAGAACUCAAUCGGUCGAUGUACCAAGAGGUACAGAGCAGUGGAGUGUUACAGUAUGAUGCACGCAAUUCCUAUCAGCCCGGAAGAUCUACUUGGGAGCAUCCCUACCAGCACCCAACUACCCCCACCCAAUCCUUCAUAUCCCGAGUGAGAAACGUCCAGCAGAGACCCAUCCAACCCAACAUUGUACAUCCUCUCCAAGCCUAUACAGACUAUCACUCACCUGGGAGAUUUUACUUAGAAAAUCGUAACCCUAACAUUACUGAGGAGAGGGAGGAAGACAAGACUGAAAAGCCAACUAAUAACCCUAACUCUUCUGCAGCUGGACAGAAGCCAAAAAUAUUGGUUCCUUCUAAAAGAAAGAAACUAUUUCACCCUUCCAUGAAUAUUCUUUGAGAACAAACCAAAUAUUCAGUUCUUGUAAAAUGCAUUUUGUACCAAAUUUUUUCAAAUAAUGUUGAUUUAGACUGUUAAAUAGGAAACUCUUAUUUAUUAAUUUAAUUGUAUCUAAUUGUAAAUCUAAAAAAAAACAGUGUAGUUAUAACAAUGUGUUAAAGUGUAAGGCAGCUAAUUUAGAUUUUGUAAAUAAAAAUGUAAUAUUUCUUAACCACCCAAUACUAAAGUCUACAUAAAACUUGCUACAUACAUUUUA
Molecule: messenger RNA, 889 nt
Organism: Homalodisca vitripennis (glassy-winged sharpshooter)
Lineage: Eukaryota; Metazoa; Arthropoda; Insecta; Hemiptera; Cicadellidae
Exons: 3
Coding region: 16-633 (205 amino acids)
Source: RefSeq, a predicted model, not a curated record